AUGGCCUCUCAGCAAAUUACUCUGUUCGACUUGCCCAGCAAGGGGCCCAACGCCUCAUGGUCUCUGAAUCCGUGGAAGACACGCUUGCUCUUGACCUACAAGGGCCUCGACUACAAGACAGAAUGGCUCAACUACCCGGAAAUCGCACCACGCCUCAGGCCGCACCUCCCACCCAACGAAACAGGCAGAGCAUACUCCAUCCCCGCCAUCCUCUUCCCAGACGGAACGUACAUGAUGGACUCGCACAAAAUCGCAGCCGCCAUCGAACAGGGCUACCCAUUUCCCCCCAUCCACCUCGAAGCCCCGAUCCUCCCCAAGAUCGAGCAUCUCACACAGGAAGCCAUCAGGCCCCUCUACCCCCUCCUCAUGCACAAGAUCUCGCAGGUCAUCCUCCCCGACAAGAGCUACGACUACUGGGUCGGCCAGUAUGUCCGCGAGCUCGGCAUGCCGCUCGACGAGUACGAGCGCCAGUUUGGCGGCGAAAAGGCCUGGGCCGCGGCUCGGCCGGCGUUGAGCGAGUUGACGGAGCUUUUGAAGGAGGCUGAGGGAGGCCCGUUCUUCCUGGGCAGGGAGGUAAGUUAUGCGGAUUUCGUGUGGGUGGGAGGAUUGGUGUUUGUGAAGCGUGUUGAUGAGGGGGUGUUUCGGGAGUUGCUGGAGAGGACGGGGGCGGGAGAGGUGCAUGAGAGGCUGCUCGAGGCGUGUGAGCCUUGGUUGAAGAGGAAUGACUAA
This is a messenger RNA of Trichoderma citrinoviride, 729 nucleotides long. RefSeq lists its product as hypothetical. The transcript is spliced from 4 exons. Bases 1 to 729 code for a protein of 242 amino acids. The record is from RefSeq and is a predicted model, not a curated record. NCBI's taxonomy places the organism in Eukaryota, Fungi, Ascomycota, Sordariomycetes, Hypocreales, Hypocreaceae.